Tripterygium wilfordii is the source of this 3407-nucleotide messenger RNA. Its product is annotated as putative receptor-like protein kinase At3g47110. Gene Ontology annotation, molecular function: protein binding; protein kinase activity; ATP binding. Bases 167 to 3280 code for a protein of 1037 amino acids. Gene Ontology annotation, biological process: protein phosphorylation. The record is from RefSeq and is a predicted model, not a curated record. Lineage: Eukaryota; Viridiplantae; Streptophyta; Magnoliopsida; Celastrales; Celastraceae. The transcript has 3 exons.
CAUGAAACUGAACGUAAAGUAUAUCUAUAUAUAAUAUGCCUGACACGCACCAUUAAUGCAUAUCACAUAGAAAGGAAACUGAGGGGUGAGGGUUCACAUUGCUUCUCUUCUCAUCAAAACGUUCUCCUUGAACCCCAAAAGGUUUACAUCAGUCAGGUCCCCAACAAUGAAAGCUAGCAGCAUGUCAAGCUUUGAAGUAAACUCAUACUCAUCAUCUUUUCACCUCCUUGUCUUUAUUUUCUUAUUAAUCUUGAACUUUCCAAGCCUCAAAACUCCAUUAGCGGCCACAUUGAAUGAAACAGACAAGCUAGCACUGCAGGCCUUCAGAGAGUACACAAUUCAAGAUCCUUCAGGAAUUAUAAGCUCAUGGAAUGAAUCUAUCAAUCACUGUCAAUGGAUGGGAAUCACAUGCAGCACUAGACAUGAGGGAAGAGUUACUGAAUUGAACUUGAACAAUCAACAAUUGGUUGCUUCGAUACCACCCCACAUAGGAAAUCUCUCCUUUUUGAGGUAUAUCAAUCUUGGAAGCAACCGUUUUAGAGGCAAUAUUCCUCCCGAAAUAGGUCGUUUGUCGCGCCUGGUAAAUCUCAAUCUCAGCAAUAAUGAAAUCGGAGGGGAGAUUCCAAGGAAUUUGAGUUCCUGUUCAAGCCUACAAGUCAUCAACUUGAUGUAUAAUAGGCUUGAAGGCAUAAUCCCAGAUGAGAUUGGAAAGCUAUCUAGCAAACUUACUAGAUUCUCAGUCUCUGUAAAUAAUCUGACUGGGAAUAUCCCACAAUGGCUAGCCAAUGCAUCUUCACUCACUAGACUCUCCAUGGCAGGAAACAACUUUCAGGGACAAAUCCCAGCUGAGCUUGGUAGACUUUCAAAGCUUAUACUUUUUCAAUUUUCUGGAAACAAUUUAUCAGGAACUGUACCUCCUUCAAUUUUCAAUCUUAGUUCACUUCUUUACCUGGAUGUGGGAACCAAUCAAUUACAAGGCACAAUCCCAUCUGAUAUCGGAUACACUCUUCCAAAUCUGCUAGGUCUCUAUGUUUAUGAGAAUCAAUUUUCAGGUCCAAUACCAGCUUCCUUAGCCAAUGCAAAAGGACUAUUUGACAUAAGUUUUGGUUUCAACAGUUUUACAGGAACUCUGCCUUUAAGUAUUGGAAGCUUGAAGGAUCUUGCAAGAUUAUCCCUUACAAAUAACCAAUUGGAGAAUAAUGAGACAGAAGGUUUGAGUUUCUUGACUUCGCUGACAAAUUGUAGCAACCUUCGGGUGCUGGAUUUAGGCGGCAACAAGUUCAAAGGCCAAUUACCAGCCUCCAUUGGCAAUUUCAGUACUAACUUAGCAUCAUUGAUUAUCGGAACAAACCAGAUAUCAGGCAGAAUUCCAGAAAGUAUUGAGAACUUGAUCGGCCUGUCACUAUUGGCAUUGUACAAGAACAAUAUCACUGGUGUAAUUCCGGCUGGCAUUGGAAAACUUGAAAAGCUGGAAGAACUUCGCCUGUACAGUAAUAGGCUUUCGGGAAAAAUUCCUUCUUCGUUUGGAAACAACACUAGAUUGCUUCGUCUGGGCUUGCAUGAAAAUCUAUUAGAAGGAAACAUUCCUUCUACUUUGGGAAAUAUUCGAAACCUUCAAGCUCUUUCAUUGUCGGCUAACAACCUCUCCGGUGUUAUACCCAAAGAAGUAGUAAGCAUUUCAUCUCUGUCUGCUGUUCUCGACUUGUCACGAAAUUCUUUGACAGGGCCAUUACCUCCAGAGAUUGGUAACCUGACUGGUCUAACGCAAAUCGAUAUUUCUCACAACAAAUUGUCCGGUGAAAUUCCACGUACUAUUGACAAUUGUAUCAUGUUAGAGGUGAUUAGCUUUCAGGACAACUUAUUUGAAGGAAGCAUUUCAUCCUCAUUGAGUGCCUUAAGAAGUCUUCAUUUCCUCGAUCUUUCAAAUAACAAUUUUUCUGGCGAAAUUCCACAAUUCCUUCAGAAUCUCACUCUUCUAGGUAACCUCAACUUGUCCUCUAAUCAUCUUGAAGGAGAAGUGCCUCUUGGAGGGGUCUUUAGCAAUGUAAGUGCAGUUUCAGUUGCCGGAAACAGUAGGCUCUGUGGAGGCAUUAGGAGUCUCAGUCUGCCCGAGUGUGAAGCCCAAGGCAGAAACAAGCAUCAAAGAUCUCUAGUUCUCAAGAUUGUGAUUCCAGUGAUUGCUUCAUGUUCAAUACUUGCAGCAUGUUUUCUUGAUGUUUUUGCUUGGAAGAGAAAAGUAGGAAAGAAAGCUCCUGCAACGCUUCUACAAAUCGAAGAACAUUUUCCAACGAUUUCAUAUGCAGAACUAAAGCAUGCUACAGAUGAUUUUUCACCAUCUAAUCUGGUUGGGGAAGGAAGUUAUGGCUCUGUCUAUAAAGGAAUUCUGGAUGGUGAUGGAACGGUAGUGGCAGUGAAGGUGAUUAACCUUAAGCAUAAAGGAGCUUCCAAGGUUUUCAUGGCUGAAUGUGAAGCUUUGAGAAGCAUUCGUCAUCGGAACCUUAUAAAGAUCAUGACCAUUUGCUCAAGUAUUGAUUUCAAAGGCGCCGAUUUCAAGGCUAUUGUUUGUGAAUAUAUGCAGAAUGGAAGUUUAGAAGUAUGGCUGCACCAAAAUGAAGAGAAGACCGAUAUGAGGACACUGAGCCUCGUUCAAAGACUAAACAUAGCCAUUGAUGUGGCUUUUGCCAUUGAAUAUCUUCACUAUGACUGUGAAACAUCAAUCGUUCAUGGUGAUUUAAAGCCAAGCAAUGUCUUACUUGACCAUGACAUGACAGCACAUGUAGCGGAUUUUGGGCUCGCAAGAUUUCUCCGCAACGGCCCUGAAGAUGCCAAUUCUUCUGCAAAACAAACAAUCUCAAUUGGGAUCAAGGGAACUGUUGGCUAUGUUGCUCCAGAGUAUGGUAUGGGUAGCGAGGCGUCAAUGGCAGGAGAUGUGUACAGCUAUGGAAUACUUUUGUUGGAGAUGUUUACAGGAAAGCGACCAACUGAUGCAAUGUUCAACAAUGGUCUGAAUCUUCAUGAACAUUCCAAGAUGGCAUUGCCUGAAAGAGUGAUCGAAAUUGCUGAACCUUCUUUGCUUGUUGAAGGAGCUGUUGACGAAAAUUCUAAUUACAGAAGCCGCAGAGACCGAGAAAGAGGAACCAGAAUAAAGGAGUGCCUGGUUGCUGUCAUGAAAAUUGGCAUUCUCUGCUCAGUUGAGUCUCCGGUGGAGCGAAUGGAGAUGAGAGAUGUUGGACCUGAAUUAGGUGCAAUCAAGAAGAAGUUAUUGGGAAGCUCGACUUAAAAGUAUGAUCACCACAUCAGCAAACUUGUCAAUUUCAAGAACAUCACUUGUCUUAAUAUCACACAUAUACAAACAUUGUUGGGUAUUUUCUGCCAUUAGGAAUGAAGUUCAACUACAAAUUCCUUAA